CGGGACGAAUUCCUCUGGUAAACUCACUCGCUACAUUUCACUCGCUACAGACUCAAUCGCUACAUUUCAGCGUGUUGUCCCUUAUAAAUUUGCGUUCAUUAAAAUUGUAAAAAUCGAGAAAUGGUAGCGGUUUGCGGAAUGCGCCAACUUUGCUCGUGCAUAGUGCGUUCACACGAUUGAACAUCACACCAUGUUGUUGUACAUGUGUGAUCGUGUAGUCCGCUGUAAUCUUUGAACUCUACGAUUAAUCGAUCUUCAAUUUAAUUCAAAUAGUUUUCUCUAUAUUAAAAUAAAAAAUUAAAAUCGGUGUUUGAAGUUCUGUUUGUCCAUGUUGAUCCGUAAAGCUUUUGGCUAUCCCUACAUCCUUAAUUCUUAACUUAGUUUUGUUAAGUAUUAAACUUAUUAUUGCAAGUGAAAAUCGCAUUGAUUGUUAGUAUUGAAGUGAACUCCAACAUAGUCUGUACCGCAAAUAUUUGCAAACUUCCGGGUUUUUCUAGAGGAGUUUAAUAUUUUAUUCUGCUUGAUUUUUUGCACCAGCGCAUUAAUAGCACAACAACAACAAGGCGAAAUACAUAACGACUUUAUCUAAAAAAGCAAUUUUGAAUACGAGUUGCAAUGGCUACAAAGUGUACACGUCAACUACUCUCCGAUGUGAAUAGCUGUGACCUGCCUGAUUUCAUUAAGAAUCUAGUUAACAAAAUAUGCGACUUCUACGAUGAGCAGGAUUAUAUAGAUGUAACAUUUAAGUUGUCUAACCCCAUUGCUAUGAUUCCAGCACAUCGCUUGAUACUGUCAGCAGCAAGUCCUUACUUCAACGAUCUUUUCAAAAGCGAAAAUGGCCUAGCUCCUGUUAUCGAAUUGAACGACAUAGAUAGUGACACCUUUGAGCGUCUUAUGACAUUUUGCUACACCGGCAAAACGCUAAUAACCAUCGAAAAUGUGGACGUAAUGCUGAAGGCAGCAAUGGUUUUGCAAUUACGUGAUGCGGUUCUCAGUUGCGUUGAUUAUAUUUUGGAGCAUAUAACUGAGUUUACACUUAAGCGGGCUUAUGACUUAGAGCGUGAAACUCAGUGUAUACAACUGUAUGAGAAACUCUCAAAAUAUGAAAUAGAGAAUUUUAUCGAGGUGAGUCAGAGCGCUGAGUUUUUAAAUUUCAGUACUGAGAAGUUACAAGCAAUCAUAGAGGCUGAUAAUUUGAAUGUGAGUUGUGAGCAAGACGCCUUCCGUGCGAUAAAACGAUGGUAUGAGUACGAUGCCUCUGCACGUCAAAAAGAACUGCCAGUUCUAAUCGAUUGCUUACGUCUUACGCAACUCGACGUAUGCUUUUUAAUGGAGAACGUUCAACCAUUGCCAGGAUGUGAAGUGUUGGCAUUAAGAGCAAUAUCGUGGAUAAGUGCGCCAUCAACACGUUCGAAAGUAUCGUUAAAAUUUUCAGCAGCACGAGAAAAUGUGUGCAAAAAAACGGAGGAAACGGAGGAAACGGAGGAAACGGAGGAAACGGAGGAAACGGUAUUGUAUUCGCCUGGUAGCGGAUGGAGAUUUGUAAGCAACAUGUCAUCACAGCGUUAUAGUGCUGGCGCAGUGGUUCAUGACGGCAAAAUUUUCAUUAUGGGAGGCUGCCAUGGAUUGUCUUCCUUAAAAUCUGUUGAACGUUACGAUCCAUCUUUGAAUUCUUGGACCAAGUGUGCGGAUAUGAAUGCAUUUCGUCGUUGUCCUGCAGUAGCCGUACACAAUGGAUGCAUAUAUGUUUUAUGUGGUGGGUCUGCAAUAGUUGAACGGUACGACCCACAAAGGAACCAAUGGACUAAGGUCUGCUCUUUGAGCGUUAGUUGUAACGCCAUGGGUUGUGUUUCUAUGGAUGAUCAACUGUGGGCCAUUGGACGUAACACCACAAAUUUCGUGUCAGUUUACAACGCAGAUCGUAAUGAAUGGAUCGAAAAGAAAAAACUACCUGCU
Molecule: messenger RNA, 1956 nt
Organism: Rhagoletis zephyria (snowberry fruit fly)
Lineage: Eukaryota; Metazoa; Arthropoda; Insecta; Diptera; Tephritidae
Product: kelch-like protein 4
Molecular function (GO): protein binding
Source: RefSeq, a predicted model, not a curated record